Molecule: messenger RNA, 1161 nt
Organism: Fragaria vesca subsp. vesca
Lineage: Eukaryota; Viridiplantae; Streptophyta; Magnoliopsida; Rosales; Rosaceae
Exons: 3
Coding region: 180-935 (251 amino acids)
Source: RefSeq, a predicted model, not a curated record
ACAGGCCUCAGCCACCUCACUCCCCCCAUGCAAAGCUGCAUGUCCACGCGGAGGCCUCAGACCCUACCGCCUCCCCACUCACCACUUCCUCAAAAUCAGCUCUGACCUAAACCAUUUCUAAGUACACUCCUCACUGAUCACAUCGACAACAAGAGCAAAAACAAGUUUUCGACGUCGAGAUGGCCUCGAGUGACCAGAGACCGACUGCGAAUCCAGUCCAAGGCGGCAGCGACGACUCCUUGGGGUCCUUGACGCCCGGGAAGCCGAUGACGUUGGGGCAGCAUGUGCUGGACAAAGGAGCGGAGAUGAUGCAGUCCCUAAAGCCGGUGAGCCAGAUAAGCCAGCACGCGUGCACCUUCGCUCUCUACAGCCACGAUCCCACGCGUCAGAUCGAGACCCACCACUACGUCCACCGCCUCAACCAGGACUUCCUCCAGUGCGCCGUCUACGACUCUGACGGGUCACACGGCCGCCUCAUCGGUGUGGAAUACAUAGUAUCUGAUCGGAUAUUCGAGGCUUUGCCUCCGGAGGAGCAAAAGCUUUGGCACUCUCAUGCUUAUGAGAUCAAAUCGGGUCUUUGGGUCAAUCCCCGCAUCCCCGAGAUGAUCGGUAAGCCGGAGCUUGAAAAUUUGGCCAAAACUUAUGGCAAAUUCUGGUGCACAUGGCAGGUUGAUAGAGGUGAUAGGCUUCCAAUGGGAGCACCUGCGUUGAUGGUGUCACCUCAGCCAGUGAACUUGGGCCAUGUGAAGCCGGAGCUGGUGGCGAGGAGGGAUGCCAUUUACAACAUAUCCACCGAGGCCAUAAGCCACUCGAGAUUGGAGAUCGGGGAGCCGGAGUGGAUCAAUCCGCAGGCGGACUACUGGAAAAGUCACGGCAAGGGUUUUGCCGUCGACAUUAAGAGCACCAAGAUGUUGACGAGGGCACCCUUUCCUUAAAUUCAACAUGCAUGCAUUGCAUGAUUGGGGUACCAAUUCAAGAUGGACCUUGGAAAGAAACAUGUGUGCGGUACUAAUAAAUUAGUGGGUACAUGUAUGUUUUUUUGUAAGGAUCGAACUGUUUAGUCUCUGUGCAGUACUAUUGUAAAGGCAAAUAUAUAAUGUUAAUCUAUAGCUCUUUUGUGUGUUUGUAUAGGGAAUUGGAAAUUGCUUUGUUGACCUAAUA